Messenger RNA from Thelazia callipaeda (thelaziosis nematode), 2118 nucleotides. NCBI's taxonomy places the organism in Eukaryota, Metazoa, Nematoda, Chromadorea, Rhabditida, Thelaziidae. The record is from the annotation of a GenBank genome assembly.
AUGAAUUUAAGAGGAAAAGAUCUAAUACCUGCGGAAGAAGCUGCAGCGUUUCUGAAACGAUCAAACUUAAAUGUUGCGACUUUGGGACAGAUUUGGGAAUUAGCAGAUUACAAUCAGAAAGGAUGUUUGGAUAAAACUGGUGCUUUUAUUGCAUUCAAAUUAGUGGCGGCUUCUCAGCAGGGAUAUCCUGCUUCAUGGAAUUCCUUAUCACUGAAACUUGGACCACCAUCCUUUGCAUCUAGAUCUGCGACUCCAUCCAUACCUAAUUUUGGUACAGUGUCAGCCGGUGUUGCAGACAGUUGGACAAUCACUCCAGCAGAUCAGAUGAAAUACACUUCGAUCUUUGAUGGCUUGCAUCCAGUUGAAGGGAAAGUACCUGGAGAUAAGGUUCGUCCUGUGCUGUUGAAUUCUGGACUUCCUAGUGCAUCUUUAGCACGAAUUUGGGAAUUAGCGGACAUGGACAAGGACGGUAAGCUUGAUCGUAUCGAGAUGUGUAUCGCAUUACAUUUAGUUUACUGUGCUCUUCAAGGAGAACCAGUUCCGAACGCUUUACCAUCAUCUCUCAUACAUCCAACAAAGCGUAAAUUUGUGCAAUUAUCAAACGUUCCUCCGGUGUCUUUAUCUCAAUUAGGUGGAAAUCGACAUAGAACCAGUUCAGUAGUAUCCUUAGAAAAUGCUGAGCAGCCUACACAUCUGUCUGAAAGAACACGAUCACAAAGCGUUCAGCCAACAACCGUCACUUCAUCGACUAUUUCUCCACCACCUCCUUUUUUAUCUCCUGCUACUGCUUGGCCAGUGCAGACAGCUCUUUAUGAAGCCAACUUCAAACAGGCGGAUUCUAAUCAAGAUGGGUAUGUUUCGGGUGCAGAUGUUCGUGAAAUUUUAAUAGCAACGGGUAUGCCACAGAAUACGUUGGCUUUGCUUUGGUCGCUUGUAGAUCUGAAAAAAACAGGAAUUUUAAAUUUGGAACAGUUUGCUCUGAUUAUGCAUCUGAUCGAAAACCAUAAAUGUGGGAAACCGAUACCAUACGCAUUAUCUCCAAAUUUGAUACCACCUUCAUUUCGAUCAUCAGAAGCUCCUGCAUCUGCUUUGAGUAGUGGAUACAUCACAGCUUGCAUUCCAUCUGAAAAUGAGGAACUAGAUGCACUUCGACGUGAAGUGGAAAAUUUGAUUUUGGAGCGUCGAGAAGCUGAUCAAGAAAUUGUCCAGUUAGAAGCUGACAUGACCGUCAAGAAUAGCGAGAUCAAAAAUUUAAAGAUUGAACUAUCAACAUUGGAAAAUACUGUGAUACAAUUGGAAAAACAAAAAGGAGAGGCAGAGAAACGACUCGAAACACUUGACUUGCAGAUUUUGCAUUUGGAACGAGCUGUAGAACAAUCAAAAGAAAAGGUGAAGGAAGAAGAAAUAAGACUCACUGAGCUGCGUUCGCAGAACAUAAAAAAAGAUGACAAUAAGCAAGAUGAAGAAUUACUGCAAGCACAGCGAGAAAUUCUCUCUUUGGAAGAAGAGAAGAAAAUGCUAUCAGUGACUGUAUCACAACGUAAUUCUGCUAUUGAGAAUGCUUCUUUAGAACUUACCAAACUAGAGAACAGAUAUGCAGCUGCUGAAGAGAAAGCAAAGCGUAUUGAAGUAGAAAAUAUGAAAUUAAAGCAAGCAGUGGAACGUCUUACUUAUCUAAUUGAGAAUAACGAUAUCGAAGUAUUAACUAAAGAAAGAAAUGAACUUUUCGCAGUCCUGCUAGAAAUAUCUCCUGUGGCCGGGAUGGAAAAAUUUGAUCUCUGCCCAGCUUUUCAGGGUGAUCCUUUUGCUGCAGCUGGUUCACCAGGUAAUGGAUUUGGGACUGACCCUUUCGCUGGCACCAAUAAUACACCCUUUACAAAUUUCGAUGUUUUUACGGGCAAAGAUCCAUUUGACUCCGAUAAUAUUGGUGCAGAAUUGUCCAUAGCAUCUGCAAAAGCACCACCUCCACGACCUGCGCCUCCAAAAUUGCGGCAAACUCCAAUGGAAUCGGAUCCAUUUUCUGGGACAGAUCCAUUUGUUGAAAGUAGAUCAACGACAGUGAGUGUGACAGGAAACUUUGCAGAUUUUAAAAAUUUUGAUGCUUUUGCAGCACCUUAA